AUGCUCCGGAGGAAGGGGUGGGGGGUGGGGAAGAGGUUGCUCCAGUGACAAAGCUUGCGGAGUUCCCGACUCGCAGGAACUCUUCUUGCCGCCGCCUUCUUCUUCUUCGGAGAAUUUUUCAAACUCCUGGAAUAUUCUGCCCUUUUUUAAUCGGCCGCCUCUUUCGGCGCUUUGCCUGAAAGUCACGGGCAGGGCGGCUGCUGUUGCUGCUGCUGCUGCUUCUUGCUUUUCAAUCCCCCCCCAGACACUCCUCAAAGGAAAUCUUCCGAAUCGCUCUUUUGAUUUCUCGCAAGGCACAGGCUCCGGCGACUUGCGAGGAUAUGAACAAUUUUCCAGGUGGGCUACUCAGUGGGAGCGAAGCUGAAAGGCGUCCAAUCAGGCUUAGGCAACCCACAGCCUGGUCCAAAUGCCUCUCCGGCGGAUCUCGGUAAUCCCAGCCCAGGAGGCGACCAGCAAUGGGAGAACUUCCAUAGGUAGAAACAAAGAGAAGAACAGGGAAGUCGAGAAUUUCAGAAUUUGAAAAGGGAUAAGUGGAAGGAGAAAAUGUUGGGCUGGUGCCAAGCGAUAGCUCGUAAUCCUCACAGAUUCCCAAACAGCACAAGAACCCCCGAAGUCACAGGUGAUGCUUCACAUAUCUCUGCCUUGAAUGAAAAAUCUCCAGGGCGCUCAGCAAGUCGAUCAAGUAACAUUUCAAAGGCAAGCAGUCCUACUACAGGGACAGCUCCCGGAAGCCAGUCACGGUUAUCUGUCUGCCCAUCUACUCAGGACAUCUGUAGGAUCUGUCACUGUGAGGGAGACGAUGAAAGCCCCCUCAUCACACCAUGUCGCUGCACAGGGACCCUACGCUUCGUUCAUCAGGCUUGUCUCCAUCAAUGGAUUAAGAGCUCAGACACACGUUGCUGUGAACUCUGCAAGUAUGACUUCAUCAUGGAGACUAAACUUAAACCUCUCCGAAAGUGGGAGAAACUGCAGAUGACAACAAGUGAAAGAAGAAAAAUAGUUUGCUCAGUCACAUUCCACAUUAUUGCUAUUACCUGUGUAGUUUGGUCAUUAUAUGUAUUGAUAGAUCGGACUGCUGAGGAAAUUAAGCAAGGCAAUGACAAUGGAGUCCUAGAAUGGCCAUUUUGGACAAAAUUGGUUGUGGUAGCCAUUGGAUUCACUGGAGGCCUUGUCUUCAUGUACGUGCAAUGUAAAGUCUACAUUCAGUUAUGGCGAAGGCUGAAGGCUUAUAACCGUGUGAUAUUUGUUCAGAACUGUCCAGAUACUGCCAAAAAGCUGGAAGAGAAAAAUUCUUCCACUAUUCAGAACACUGAAAUUAAAGAUACCGUUGUGGUUCCGGUAUCACAGACAGAUACAAACUGUCAGCAAACAGAAGAUGUUCCUGAUGUCAUGCCAGUUUGAUGGAAGUAGCAUUUCUUUGGGAAACAAAGUGAAAUGUUUCUCUUAGCUACAAGAAGAAGAAAAAAAAUCAAAUCCACAGAUUAUAUUUGAAAAAAAGAACCAACAUAGAAAAAUAGCAAGGAAAAUCAAUAAGAAACUGCACAUUACCUCUGAAAUGUAACUGAGAAAUGUUUUUUCACCUUUCUUGCUAAGUACAGUUAAAAGUGGAAGAAGAUAGAAAAGCAAAAACUUCCAAGAGGCAAAGGACAUGCCAACACUACUAUUGAUGGCUUAAAAGAACUGCAUUUGCAGAACUUCUACUUAUGUUCUGUUUACAAGAAAAAAAAACUUUAUGUGUAUUUGCUACUAUGGUCUUUUUGCUAAUUAUUGUAAACUUGGGGGGGGGGGAGAGCAAACAAAUUUUUAAGGUUCUUAUAAAGGUAUGCAUUGAAGCACAAAUUAUCUGAUAAUGUGAUAUUUAAUGCUAAGGUGAUUUACCCUAUAACAUUUCUGUAAAAACAACCAGACUUAUUAAGUAAUAAUGGAUUUUGAGUAUUUGUAAACUAGAAUAUUAGAAAUAUUUUUCUUGGUCAACCAUAGACACAGAAAUAAUUAACAGCAAAUUCCCUGACAUAUUGUUACAUUCAUCUGGAGCAGCAGCUUAGUUUGUAAUUAUUCUUAUAUAGUAGAAUAUUAAAAACUUCCUGGUCACUGUAAGAUUAUGGUUCCAAAGGAAAAAUUCAUUAAAUCGGGAGUAUUAAGACACCAAAGUACUCUUGUUAACAAAAGACUUUACAAUUUCCAGUAUCUAUUUAUUAGGGUGAGAAAUAUGCAAAAAAAACACAAAAACCACCCAAAAAUUACAGCCCUAUGCUUUGUUUUAAAGAUAGCCUUGAAAAAGUCAGUGUGGACAGCAUUCACAUUAUGACAAUAUUUCUUCAAUGUGAACUUAAUUGACAAUGUAUAUGCAGUAACUUCUAUAUAAGAAAGAAUUUAACAGUUAAGGAUUCAGUAGUUCAUUUGAUACUAUUAUUUUAAUAUAUUAAUAUAAAAUGAGAUAUGAUUAAAUAAGAUGCUUAAAUUCACAUCAAUGUAAGAAUGCAGCCUGGAGGGAUCCAAAGAAUAAUUUGGUAUCCCAUUUCAGAAGUAUUUACCCAGGAGGCUUAAAGAAAGUAAGAUAUUUACAGAAAAAUAAGUAUCUUAUUUCUAUCACUGUUAUGCUUGUUUGAUUGUAUUGUGAGUUGUGCCCAAGUAAUGUGAGUUAAUACAAGAAAACAGUAAUAAGGGGAGCUUAUGAUGAAAAACUGCAAUUAGUUAUUUCUAAAAGAAUUCUAAUUCAUGCUGCAAAUUUUAAAAAAGAGUAAACUGUCCUGACAUGCUUAUAUUUGUUUGUUCCGUUGAGAAAUUGCAAACACAGUUAACUUCAUUAAGAUAAAUGGGUAUUUUCUCACUUGAUAUCAGUAAAUCAGAGUUGUUACCAUUAUCAGAAAUCUAGCUUGGUUGAAAACAUAUUAACCAUAAAGUUAAUAUUACACAAUAUGAUAGAUAUGACAAGAAUUAUAAUGCUGGAAAGCUUUCUGAAAUGAAAACUGGAUAACUGAACUGUAAACUAAGUAUUUCAGAUAAAAGGGAAAAAUGCCGUUAUAGUAUUUUGUGGUGUUUAGACGAUCCCAUAAUUUAUUUCAGAUAAUGGGACAGAUGGAAAAGAAGUCAGGUCACAAGCUGAAAUUAAAUUCAAACUUAAUGGUUUGCAUUUUUUUUCUAAGCGACAUAUAGAAGAUCAGGAUGUAGUUUGGGUUAUAUUUAUAAUUUGGAGUGCUUCUUCUCCAACUAUAAAUAUUUAUGAUGUUACUAUCCUUUGCAUAGAAGAUCACUAUGGCAUUAAAAGCUGAAAACUGAAUUUAUACACAACAAAAUGCACUUUCAGAAUAAUACUGCAAUGUGAAUUUCUUAUCAUUCUACUAAUGUUAACGUCAGGCCAGGCAGUUAUUUGCCCGACUGCAUAUUUUGCCCAGACCGUACAAUGGAGCCCAUACAGAGCAACAUUGUGUAAAAGGAUUAUCGUGCAUGUAACAAAAAAUAAAUGACUGGUUAUUCAUAUAUUCAGUGCCAGUAAAAUACUACGGUAGAUUCAUAGAAAUGUUGGCAUGUUUAUAUAGCAUGAUGCAUUGGGAGAAAAGGUCUACAUGAUUCCCAUACCAAGAUUUAGAAACAAUUUACCAUUAUGCCAGCAACAGUUUUAAACCAAGAAUUGUUUUGGCUUAAUUCCAUUGAAUUUAGGGAAUUACGCUAUUUUUAAAACCUGAUUCAGAGGGAAAUAGGUAUGAAGGAACAGCUUUCAUUUGUUUUUAAAAAUAAUAUUUGUACCACAAUUUGCAAUAUGCCACAUUUUAUGCUGUCUUUCUUGAGUACCAGUUAAAGAAAAAGUGUAUUACAGAUACCAGAAAAAAUAUGGAAUAUUAUUGUCCUUUAAGGAAAAAAAGCAAAAUUUUAAAUUCCAGUAUUUUUUGUUUUUUUGUUUGUUUUAUUCUUAGGCAGCAUUCGAUUUCAAAUUAUCCUCCUGGCUAUAAAUCUAAAAUACUAUUAGUAUAUUAUAAUUGCUACAGUGGAAAGCAAUCAAUAGCAAAGAUCAGUAUUGUAUUGUUGCACAGAUCCCCAUUUAUCUGAAAAUUAUCUCUCAAUUUCUGAAAACUGCACUGCAAUCUAUGAUGCAAAUAUUUUAUUAUAUAUAAUCAUUGGACUUGCAAGUUUGUUACUUGUUUUACCCAGUUCUCUUUGGCAAGAGCUUUUGUGGGUGAUUUGUGUAUUUAAAAGGUUCUUGGGGUGAGAAAAAAAAAACCUAAUUGUUGUGGAACAAAUUUGUAUUUGUAAUAAACAGAUGACUCUUAA
Messenger RNA from Ahaetulla prasina, 4269 nucleotides. RefSeq names its product membrane associated ring-CH-type finger 1 (gene MARCHF1). The transcript is spliced from 7 exons. Bases 544 to 1401 code for a protein of 285 amino acids. Gene Ontology annotation, biological process: protein polyubiquitination; antigen processing and presentation of peptide antigen via MHC class II; immune response. NCBI's taxonomy places the organism in Eukaryota, Metazoa, Chordata, Lepidosauria, Squamata, Colubridae. Gene Ontology annotation, cellular component: lysosome; late endosome membrane; early endosome membrane. Gene Ontology annotation, molecular function: zinc ion binding; MHC protein binding; ubiquitin protein ligase activity. The record is from RefSeq and is a predicted model, not a curated record.